CACUUUUCUUGUUCAUUGUCGUUCUCUGGGCCUGGAGAGCACAGCAUGAGUUCUCGAUGUCCUUGCAAUCGAUUAAUUCUUUGUUCUUCGAGCUCCCGGAAAGUCACAAGACAUAAGAAUCAGCUUCAAUCGAGAACCUCUCAGUUUUCUUCGUUUUCUCCGAGGUCAUCCAAGGCAAAAUUCUCCAAGAAUCUCCCCUCAUGGGGUCCUCUGAGAAUUCGACUGCGGGAAGAUGCAGUUGAGCUUCGUUCCAUCUCAAACUCACCCAGACCUACUAGGGCUUUUUCAAACGAUGCUCAAUCAUUUCGGGGCAGUUCGUGGUCGAACGAGAACGAAUUGCAGGCGCCAAAUUUUUUUGAAUUCGUCACGUCGGAAAGAGUUAAGGUGGUUGCGAUGCUCGGCCUGGCUUUAUCUCUCUGUAAUGCAGAUCGGGUUGUAAUGUCUGUGGCGAUUGUCCCCUUGUCCGUGGCUCACGGAUGGACCAAAUCUUUUACUGGUAUAGUUCAGUCAGCUUUCCUAUGGGGAUACCUAAUGUCACCAAUUGCUGGGGGUGCACUGGUGGAUUAUUAUGGUGGUAAAGUAGUCAUGGCAUGGGGUGUGGCUCUGUGGUCCCUGGCUACGUUUCUUACUCCUUGGGCUGCAGAAACUUCUUUAUUGGCUUUACUUGCAGCACGAGUUCUUCUUGGCGUUGCUGAAGGUGUGGCUCUUCCUAGCAUGAACAAUAUGAUUGCAAGGUGGUUCCCUCAAACAGAAAGAUCCCGUGCUGUUGGAAUUGCAAUGGCUGGAUUCCAACUUGGAAAUGUGAUUGGUCUAUUGCUUUCUCCAAUCCUCAUGUCAAAGGGUGGUGUAUUUGGACCUUUUGUAAUAUUUGGACUAUCUGGAUUUCUUUGGGUUUUGGUUUGGCUGUCUGCAACAUCAAGUACACCUGAGCGCCAUCCUCAAAUAUCAAAAUCUGAGUUAGAGUACAUACGGAGUAUGAGGAAAACUUCUUCAAUACCAUCUACAGAGAAGAAAUCUAAGACAACCAAAGUGAUCCCUCCGUUCAGGCGCUUACUUUCAAAGCUACCAACCUGGACUGUAAUUUCUGCAAAUGCUAUGCACAGCUGGGGAUACUUUCUUCUUCUCUCAUGGAUGCCCAUUUACUUCAACACUAUUUAUCAUGUUGACCUCAAACAUGCAGCAUGGUUUAGUGCAGUGCCAUGGACUAUGAUGGCAAUUUUUGGAUAUUUGGCUGGUGAUUGGUCAGACAUGUUGAUCCGCAAUGGUACAAGUGUCACUUUUACUCGUAAGGUCAUGCAGUCAAUUGGAUUUUUUGGUCCGGGGAUUGCACUCCUUGGUCUAAAUGCAGCGAAAAAUCCAUCUGUUGCAUCUGCUUGGCUUACAGUAGCUGUUGGUUUGAAAUCUUUUGGACAUUCUGGUUUCCUCGUGAACUUUCAGGAGAUUUCCCCACAGUAUGCUGGUGUUCUACAUGGGAUGUCAAAUACUGCUGGGACAUUGGCAGCAAUUGUGGGAACUGUUGGAGCUGGUUUCUUUGUCGAGCUCAUGGGUUCUUUUCGUGGAUUCCUGAUUUUUACAGCAUUCCUAUAUUUUCUUAGUGCUAUCUUCUGGGACAUCUUUGCUACUGGAGAGCAAGUCAAUUUCGAUGAAACUGGUCAGUAACUUGAACGGCUCAAUGAUUACUUGCCAGGCCUGUGGAUGAAGAUGUCUUCAAACAGUGGCAGCAAUUUCUGGCCCACCUGCCAACCAACUGUUCAUACAUCAUUGGCAUGAUGCGUGACAGAACUUGCUUGAUAACUAAAAUGGGUUUUCUGUUGUGUGAAGCUGGAUAAUGCCAUUGGCUUUCCUGUCCCAGAUUUGGGUAACAUUUUCAAAAUCCUGCUCGAUAAUUGGGUUGGGCUUUGGUGACUGGUUUCCUCUCCUGAACCUGAACCAAGAUCCUAACCAAUCCACCAUUGCACUUAGUUCUGUUCCUGGCUCAAUCCU
This is a messenger RNA of Telopea speciosissima, 1983 nucleotides long. Its product is annotated as probable anion transporter 4, chloroplastic. The record is from RefSeq and is a predicted model, not a curated record. Lineage: Eukaryota; Viridiplantae; Streptophyta; Magnoliopsida; Proteales; Proteaceae. Bases 46 to 1659 code for a protein of 537 amino acids. Gene Ontology annotation, biological process: transmembrane transport. Gene Ontology annotation, cellular component: plastid. The transcript is spliced from 9 exons. Gene Ontology annotation, molecular function: phosphate transmembrane transporter activity.